CACAUCGUCCUCGCCCUCCCCAUCCUCCCUUCACGUCGCCGAUGUCGACGGCAAAGCACAACCGCGGCGCGGGUUCUGGGUCGUCCGAGAACAAGGCGCCGACCAAGCUUCCCAAGUUUUUGCAGAAGGCGCAGAGCGUCGCCAUCGCGGGGCGCGACCGCUCCAAGUCCGUCUCGCAAUUGGAGGCGCAGGCCGCCGCAUCGCCGACGCCCACCGCCUCCUCUUCGUCCUCGUCCACGAUCCCGGAGACGCCGAAGACGAGCCGCAGCUCGCGUUUCAUUCGACCCAGGACGACCCACCCCGCGCAGGACGAUAUCGGCACCGCCAGCCCGCAGCCGCGCCCUUCCUCAUCGUCGAUCACCACCGCGCCCUCGCUAUCGACGGCGAUGGACCCGACCGACUUCGACGCCGAAACUCCCGUGAUCGUCGAGCCCGCCUCGCCGCCGCCGCCGCCGCACCCGUCGCUCGCCCCGCCAUCCUCUACCGCGCAAUCGAUACCGAUCCCGCGGCCGCGCACCCGCUCUGAGCGCGUCUACCUCCCCGGCGGCUCCGUGUCCGACUCGGCCGCGCCUCCUACCACCACCCCGCACUACGCUACCAGCACGCUCGCGAGCCCCUCGCGCACCUCGGGGGGCGGCAUCACCGACCUCUCCACCAGGCUCUCCGGCUGGUUCAACCACACCUUCUCCUCCUCUACCACUGACCUCACGCUUCCCGGGAUUAUCGCGCAAUCCGUCUCGGCCUCGAACUACCACAGCAACUCACCCGCCUCUCCCACGAGCGGGCGCAAGACCAACCCGCUGCUGACGGCGGCGAAGCACGGAAAGGGUCAUCUGGAUAAGGCGAUGCGCUACCUCCUCGACUCGGACGCGACGCCGGACAGAUGCACAGACCCGAUCUGGCUGCUGGGCGUCAAGCACCCGGGCUACGAGCCCCCGCCUCCACUCCCUGCUGCGCCCUCCACGCCACCUCCCGCAGGCGGACGCCGCACGUCCGGCGACGGUCGCAGCCCCACCUUCCGCGCUACCGCGUCCACGUCCACGACCGCCUCCUCCUCCCCAUCGUCCUUCGUCUCGAUCCCUCCCCCGGUCUCGGCCUCGGGAUCCAAAGCGAAGAACGACCCGGCCGCGCUCUGGCCGCCCGUAUUUUACGCCGACUUCACCUCCCGCGUCUGGGUCACCUAUCGCUCGCAUUUUCAGCCCAUCCGGGACACGACGCUCUCGGCCCUCGAAUCCGACUUUGGCGAACAGGCGCAGAGCGCUAAUACGUCCGGGAACAGCGUCGUCAGCGGCAGUCCGAGCAGCGGGAGGCGAUGGUGGGGAGGCGAGAAGGGAUGGACGAGCGAUGCGGGCUGGGGAUGCAUGCUGAGGACGGGUCAGAGUCUGCUGGCGAACGCGUUGUUGCAUCUACAUCUCGGUCGUGACUGGCGACGCCCAUCUUAUCCUCAACCCACUGCUGCAUACGCAUCCUACGUUCAGCUCCUGACCUGGUUCUUCGACUCGCCCUCCCCGCUCUGCCCCUUCUCCGUGCAUCGCAUGGCGCUCGCGGGCAAGGAGCUCGGGAAGGAUGUCGGCCAGUGGUUCGGUCCCAGUACCGCUGCAGGUGCCAUCAAGACACUUGUACACGCGUUCCCGGGUGGUGGUCUAGGCGUUGCUGUCGCGGUGGAUGGAGUGGUCUACGAGACGGACGUUUUCUCGGCUUCGCACUCUCCAGAUUCAAGAAGGCACCAUCGGACUAGCACCUGGGGCGAUCGUGGAGUCUUGAUCCUCAUCGGGAUCAGGCUCGGCCUCGACGGCGUCAAUCCAAUAUACUACGACACCAUCAAGGAGCUUUACACAUGGCCGCAAUCCGUCGGCAUCGCAGGCGGCCGUCCUUCCUCAUCCUACUAUUUCGUUGGUUCGCAAGCCGAUUCGCUCUUCUACCUCGACCCGCAUCACGCGCGCCCAGCAAUCCCGCUUCGACCCCCACCGCCUAUGAGCCCUCCUAAUGAGCUUGCAGAGACGUCAUUCGACAGGGCAGGCACCGCCGCCCUCGGCGACGAUUCGGACCGCGACACGUCCCGCGUCGGGCGGAGCAAGAAGGACAAGGGCCACAAGCACUCGCACUCGCAUUCGCCAAGCGUGCGAGCCGCGAAGAGCCACUCUGCGUUUUACGCGCGCGCACCCGUGUCCGCCUCGCCGCUCACGCACACCUUCUCCUCGGCCUCGGGCUCCUCGGCCUCUUCCUCGUCGCACGGGCACGCGCGCUGGCGCUCGUCCGCGCCCGACUCGCCGUCGUCGUUCCUCAGCGUGAGCGAUUUAGAGCCCGUCGUAGGCGGCCCGGGGUUCGAGGAGCUCGACCCGGUCCAGCGACAUUAUGUUCAGGCAUACUCGGCGGCAGAGCUGAGGACGUUCCAUUGCGAGCGCGUGAGGAAGAUGCCCCUGAGCGGGCUGGAUCCGAGCAUGCUCAUCGGGUUCUUGUGCCGGGACGAGGAAGAGUGGCGAGAUCUGAGGGCGCGCAUCGCCAACAUGGCGAAGAAAUUCAAGCCGAUCUUCGCGGUGCAGGACGAGCCGCCGAAUUGGCCGUCGGAUUCGGACUUUGGCGUCGGACUCGAGAGCGUGUCCGAGCCGGACAUUGACCUGCCGUCGGACGACGACGAGGAGAUCGUGAAGGACAACGAGGGCGAAGGCGAGGACGAGUUCUUUGACGCGGGCGAGGCGGCGGCGGAAGCCGUCGCGCGCAGCCCGUCGACGUCACCUGACCCGGACGAGGGCAGUCGCAAGGGCGGGAGCAGGAAGGGCGUGGGCAGCGAGGUCGACACGGAGGAGGACGUGGAGGCGCCGAUCACGCCUGGCCCGAACCGAUCGUCGUUUGACCCGGCGUUCACGGCGGCGGUGAAGGUGAAUGUGAAGGGGAAGGAUCGGGCGCACGAGGGGGAGGAGCAGGGCGAUGGCGAUGAUAUCGAGGACGACUGGGUGGACCCGGUGCCGAUGACCCCUCCAGCGGCUGUUCAGGCGCCACCGAUGAGUAGCCGGACUCCGAGCGAAGCAUCGAGUGCGGGGAUGAGCGUCGAUGAAGGCGAGGAGAGGGACAAAGAUCGGGACAAACCGAAGAAGAAAAAGAAGAAGGCGAAGAAGGCGCCGCCCCCGCCUCAACCGCAGCAGUACUUCGCGUUCCCCGCGUCGGCGGAGGGCGACGAGGAGGGGGAGGAGGGCGCUGAUCCGGCUGAGGUGCCACCGAAGCGACGCGUGCCGCAGAUGCGGACGGCGAAGGCGCGCGAUGGUGGGCGCACGCAGAGCGGAGGCGUGAGGGCCAUUCCGACCGAGGACGGGGACGACUUUUGAUGCGUGGUUUGCUUUCGCUCCGACAUCGGGCAUCCCUGGUACGGAACCCAACGUUUGCACAUGCACUUCCAUUUUAUUGGUGGCACAUGCGCCUCGAACAGUGACCGACCCCCCGCAAUUUUUCGAUCUCUACUUCCCGUGGCAGUCCUUGAACAUAAGUGUACGUUAUUUGACUCGGAUUUGUGUUGUUGUACGUAGCCUGCGUUGGUACAUAGCCCUCGUGGACAAUAGAGAUACCCAGCCUUUUGAAGUUG
Punctularia strigosozonata HHB-11173 SS5 is the source of this 3577-nucleotide messenger RNA. RefSeq lists its product as uncharacterized. NCBI's taxonomy places the organism in Eukaryota, Fungi, Basidiomycota, Agaricomycetes, Corticiales, Punctulariaceae. Gene Ontology annotation, molecular function: protein-phosphatidylethanolamide deconjugating activity. Bases 42 to 3323 code for a protein of 1093 amino acids. The record is from RefSeq and is a predicted model, not a curated record. The transcript is spliced from 6 exons.